AUGUCCUAUUAUUUCUAUAUUAAUUUUUCUACGUAUCCAGGUGACGGCGAAAAGACCACGAUUGUGCGUGGUCUUUUGAAGGGAAAUCGUGGUCUUUUCACCCAGCGCUCGCGUUGGAGCAUUGAAUACAACAGCCAAGUUAGGUCUAGCGCCCUUACAGGAUUUAUGGAAGAGCUUGCGGGCUGCCAGAGCCAGCUGCUGUCGCGUAGCAUCUUGACCUUCGAAGAUGGCUACUUCAACAGCGUUCAAGCUUUGAAUUAG
Molecule: messenger RNA, 261 nt
Organism: Penicillium verrucosum
Lineage: Eukaryota; Fungi; Ascomycota; Eurotiomycetes; Eurotiales; Aspergillaceae
Exons: 3
Coding region: 1-261 (86 amino acids)
Source: RefSeq, a predicted model, not a curated record